Molecule: messenger RNA, 1356 nt
Organism: Populus nigra (black poplar)
Lineage: Eukaryota; Viridiplantae; Streptophyta; Magnoliopsida; Malpighiales; Salicaceae
Exons: 9
Coding region: 195-1118 (307 amino acids)
Biological process (GO): maturation of 5.8S rRNA; maturation of LSU-rRNA
Cellular component (GO): preribosome, large subunit precursor
Source: RefSeq, a predicted model, not a curated record
UCCAGAGGAUGCUCACGUAAAUUUCUCAUAACAAUUUCCAAUAAAUACCAUAAAAGAAAAACCCACCUCAGGGGUUUUUGCAGUAAAACCCUAGUUCCAGUUUACCAUCUGAGUUUCCGAGUAGGAGCUACAGCAAUAGCAGCCGCAGCAGAUUCAACCAUCAAUUUCUGGCCUGAGCGUCUACACAAGUAACGAUGGCAGAGGAAACCCAAAUGCGAGAAUCAGUAAAACCUUUUAAAAAGAGAAAAUCAGGGCACAAGAAAGGCGGCAACUUCAAGAAGAAACAAAAACAGUUUCUGGGCAAUAAAGAAAAAGUGAAAAAAAUAGACCCCAGAUUGAAGAAAUUGCUUAGAAAGAAGGCACGCGACUACAAUUCUGAUGAUGACAACGAGGAUGAGACUGCUCACGCGAGCGAAGAUGAUAACGCAGAUUCCAUGGAUGAUGAUGUAAGUAGUGAUGAUGGCAAGGAGAAAAAGAAUCUGGGGAUUGAGAUUGAAGGGUCUGAGAAUGAAGAUGAUGAUGAAAUUCCGCCUGGAAUUACAAAGUUUAGUGAGGGUUGUAGGGCAUUUAGGAUCGCUUUCAAGAGUAUUAGUAAGAAGGCCAUAUCUGAUGAUUCAUUGGGACCUGUUUUAUCGGGUCACAAGACACUUGUAGCAGAAAAGCUUGCUGAGGAGGUAGCUGAAAGGAGAGUGAAGGGUGAGGCUAAGAAGGAAAAACAUUUGGUGGGAGAGAAGGGGCAUGUAAAACCUGCUAACUAUUUAGAUGCUCAUGAAAAGUUUCUAAUAAGUGUGGCUACAAAAGGAGUUGUCAAGUUAUUUAAUGCUGUUAACAAGGCACAAAAUGCACAGAAAGGAUUGAAUCCUUCAAGGUCAAAAGAUGCUAAAGUGAUAAAGAAGCGAAGGAAAGAACGCUUCUUUUCGGAGCUGGGCAAGACAUCAGUUGCUGACACUUCAACUAAGGUUCAUGCAUCUUCUGGUGAAGGGCCAUCUUGGGCUCCAUUACGUGAUAACUACAUGCUAACAAAUUCCAAGUUGAAAGACUGGGAUAAGAUGCCGGAUAAAGUUGCACACGAUGACAUUGGAAGGAUGUCCGAGGAUAGCAGUUCUGAUGAUGAUUGAUAUUGUGGAGGAUCAUAGGAAGGAUGUCUGAGGAUAGCAGCUCUGAUGAUGAUUUGUGGAGAACUAGGAUCUUUAAUUUUUUUUUCUGGGAAAACCUUGUGUCAGGUUUGGAAAAUUGUAUGAUGUUGUCAAUGCACAUGAAUUUUUGGUCUUGCUUCUUCUGCUGCUUUGUAAUGGUUAUCGAUUAUUAGUAUUGUAUAUGAAUGCUUAAAGCUAAACCAGUAAUUGUUUUCUCGUC